ACUUCAACAAGCCUUGGGACUGGUCUGGUUUUGAUCCGGAAUCCAUCCCAUUAUUAAAAAUAGUACAAAAGAAAGUUAAUGGUAUACUUUUUUUUGGUCAAGUAAAUGGUAUAAAUUAAGUUCACAAAAGCAAGGAAUAGAAACCAAACAAGGUAUAUAUCGGACUAUCAUCAAUAUAUGGCUACAUGAUGAGUGUGUUGUGCAUGCCUUCUACGCCAUGCAAACAAAUACACGCACAUAGUCUCUGACUUUGUCUGUAGUACGUUUGUAUUGUUCUAGACAGUAAUUAUGGUCUUAAAACCCACACGCUCUGUCAAUAAAGCUUUGUUUCCACAAGAAAUCAUGAACAAAGUUUAAAAGCAAAAACAGAACAAUCAAUUGUGGUCACAAUCAAAGACUUUAGAAUCUCAAUCAGGUAGUAUAGUGUAAAAAGGAAAACGGAGAUACAUUAUAUAUGCUCUGUUAAUUUCGACCAUUGGAUUGAGAGAGACUCUUGCACUUGUGGUCUUGCAUGAACAUACGUGUUCUUCUAUAAGCCAAACAUAACAUUUUCAAGACUUUUAUGUCAAAACGAGUUGUAGAGUUAUAUGGUGGUGUUUGAUUGGUUUCAGACUUUGCAGUGGUCCCAAAGAAGAGAAAGAGAAGCCAUUUCAUUGGUUCGGUAUUCUCUUUAACAUCUUACUCUCUCUACUACUCUGGUCUUCAGCAAAAUCUGAAAAGACAAGUAAAAUAUAUUGAUGUCUCUUCAACGACCCAAUGGGAACUCUAGUUCCUCUUCUUCCCCCAAGAAGCACAAAACUGAGGAGAGUGACGAGGAGGAGUUGUUGAUGGUUCCUGACAUGGAAGCAGCUGGAUCAACAUGUGUUCUAAGCAGCAACGCCGACGACGGAGUCAACAAACCGGAGAUUGACCAGACCCAAAACGUAACUUCAACCGCCAAGCGGGGCCGUGGACGAGACCCAGUCGAUAAAGAAUACAGAAGCCACAAGAGAUUGUUGAGGAAUAGAGUAUCGGCACAAGAAGCGAGGGAGAGGAAGAAAGUGUAUGUGAGUGAUAUGGAAUCAAGAGCUAACGAGUUGCAGAACAACAAUGAUGAGCUUGAGGAGAAGAUCUCUACUUUGAUGAACGAGAACACAAUGCUUCGCAAAAUGCUUAUUAACACUAGGCCUAAAGCUGACGACAAUCACUAAGAUGAGAAAACCAUUUGACUAAUCUAAUGUUGUAUGUUUAUCUUUUGUUUGCAUACAAAGAACAUUCAUUUUGAGCAUAACAUUGUCUAUCUUUGUACUCUUAUGAAUUUUAUGUCUUCGGUUUAAUCUUUUGGAUCGCACAUUGUGGUUUGUACGAUGUUGCUACUAUCCAUGUAAUCGUUUAAUUUGUAAUUAAGACUUUGGUGAACAAAAAAAAAUCGUGGAUAAAAUGUGAUUUGAGAUUUGCACAAUCAAGAAAGACAAAAGGUAAAGACUGCAUAGAGUUUAAUCAAGAAAGACAAAAGACUUAGGCUUUGAAUGGGUAACUCAAAUCAAAUAACGCAGAUCAAACAAAAAAUCAAACAAAAACGUAGAUUAAGCAGAACAAAUGCAGAUCAAACAGAACAAAUACAAAUCAAGGUAAUUUAAUAAAUUAUUGUAAUUAAAAUAUUUUAUUAUCUUAAGUAUUUUAAAAUAUCUAAAUUAUCCUAAAGAACCAAAUUACUCGAAUAGUUUUUAUCCAAAAUAUUAAAAUUUAUC
Messenger RNA from Brassica rapa (field mustard), 1730 nucleotides. Its product is annotated as transcription factor HY5-like. The record is from RefSeq and is a predicted model, not a curated record. Gene Ontology annotation, cellular component: nucleus. NCBI's taxonomy places the organism in Eukaryota, Viridiplantae, Streptophyta, Magnoliopsida, Brassicales, Brassicaceae. Gene Ontology annotation, molecular function: DNA-binding transcription factor activity, RNA polymerase II-specific. Gene Ontology annotation, biological process: regulation of photomorphogenesis; response to red light; response to far red light.